CAACGUGCGAAUCGUUACAAAUAUGGGGAUGUAUUUGAAGUCUCAGAAAAAAUUGCUUCAAAACCCAUAGCGCCUAAAGAUGCAGCGUCAAUACAAUCGGCUGAGAACAAGGAACUGGGUCACAUUCCAAAAGGCGGUCCUGCUUCAAUUAUGCAGUCAGCUGCCGUUCUGAAUCAGCGAUUCGGUGGCGUUGGCCGUAAUGACAUGACAGAUAUAGCCAGAGAUAAGGGUGUCACCGUUUCUCAAACGGAGAUUGAGGGGACUCCAAUUGUUACAGAGGCCGUUGGUGGAGAGGUUCUUGCACAAUAUACUCAUCCAUCAACAGGGGGAGGGGGUGGGGGUGGUGGGAGUACAGUGGAAGCUACACUAUCACUUGAUGCUGAUGUCGUGACCAUAGGCGAGGCGUUGGAGUUGGCGGCUCUUUCUGCAGGGGACAAACCAGUGGACGAGAGCGAUGCGGCAGCGAUACAGGCAGCGGAAGUGAGAGCCACAGGACUAGGCCAUGUGGUGCCAGGAGGUGUAGGAGCAGAAGCUCAACGUGCAGCCGCUGUCAAUAUCCGAACCACGCGAGACGAGCAGAAGACCAAGCUCAGUGAUGUUCUUACAGAUGCAACAAGCAAACUUGUGGACUACAAGCCAGUGACGAAGGAAGACGCGUUAGGCGUGGUGGGAGCUGAGAUAAGGAAUAAGCCUGAUUUGGCUACACACCCUGGAGGCGUAGCUGCAUCCAUGGCCGCAGCUGCCAAUCUGAACAAAGCCUGAAAUGUGUCCUAAGCCCUUUAAUUUAGUCUGGGUCUUUGUAUAAAAUUAUGUGUUUUCCCAGAUCGAAUUCUCUUCCUUUGCUGUAAGUUUUGAGCUUUCGUGCAUGUCAUCAGUUUAUACUCUAAAUACACGUUAGUGUUAUUAGUUCUUUAAAUUAUGCUUUA
Messenger RNA from Nicotiana tabacum (common tobacco), 926 nucleotides. The record is from RefSeq and is a predicted model, not a curated record. NCBI's taxonomy places the organism in Eukaryota, Viridiplantae, Streptophyta, Magnoliopsida, Solanales, Solanaceae.